CUGAAUGUGCCGGUCUCAGUAUUAUAACAACAGUGUCGGCUUUAUGAAAACCCACACAGAAGUCACAAGGAUCAGUGGGAAGUGUCUGUUCUCUAGCCAUUUUUUUUGUUUUUUUUCUUUUCUUUUGUUUUUUUCAGCAGGGAGGAUCUUUAACUUCACAUCCCAGCGAGUGAAAACAACCGACACCAUUGACACGGGAAGGACAGAAAGUCUCUGCCGAGGACAGAAACAUUUCGACCGGUAUUUGUCCACAAAGCAGCGGAAUAACUGAACGAGCACAGACGAAGAGCAGCCGAUGGAUCGGUACGAUAAGCUGGAUUUGGAUCUGGAGUGUGAUGGAGGAGGCGUUGCACAAAAAGCAGCAUUGUUCAGUGGGAUGUUCAAGAAAUCCUCUAAGUCUGCAGAACCAUUUAUCCAAGCACAGGACAGUUUAUCAGCCAGUGGUGAACUUUCAAAGAGCAGUGACAGUCUGACUGACAACACCAAGGACAAAGGAGGUGUGUUUAAAGGAAUGUUUAAGAAGACGACCAAAUCUGCCAAAGAGGGUCAGCCACAGGCCACCCUCUCACUACAAAAUCCUGAGUUCUCUGCCAGUAGUGACAGCUUAACAGACAACAAGCCAUCAAAGGACAAAUCAGGUGUGCUGGGUGGGAUAAUGAAACGAUCUCCCAAACCAGGACAUGUCCGGAGGCCUUCUCAGGAUCUUUUGGACAACGAGCUCUCAGGCAGCAAUGACAAUCUGUCUGAGAACACAAACACUAAGGAGUCAGGUGGGUUGUUCAGUGGGAUGUUUAAAAAAUCCCCAAAGCCCAUUGCAGCGAGCACGCAAUCUCAGGAUGAUUUGUCUGCAGCAACCGAGCUCUCAGGCAGCAGCGACAAUCUUUCUGCAAAUGGCAACACUAAGGAGUCAGGUGGGAUGUUCAGUGGAAUAUUUAAAAAAACCCCAAAGCCCUUUGGCGCAAGGACCCAAUCCCAGGAGGAUUUGUCUGCACCCAGUGAGAUCUCAGGCAGCAGUGACAAUCUUUCUGAGAACAACAUGAAGGAGAAAGGACUCCUUAGUGGUGUGUUUAGAAAAAAAGGUGCCAAAUCUCAGUCUCAGGAUGAUUUGUCUAUGGACGGUGAACUCUCUGCCAGCAGUGACAGUCUCAUAGAGAAGUCUUCAAAGGGUGGAGUCGCAGCAAAGAUCCUGAAGAAUCCUUUCACAUCCUCAUCUCAGGAAAAGGAAAAGACUGAACACUCAGGAGACUCAAAUGAGAAUACCUCUGCUACAGAGAAACCCAAAGUCAAGCAGAACGGUUUGAGUGCGAUGAUGAAGAGCACGUUCUACUCUGACAAACAGGAGAAGAACUUAGACACUGAUGGUGAGGAGCCAUUGGACAAUGGAGAGGGCCAGCCAAGUCACAAACAGAAUAAACUUGCUGGAGCGAUGACAAAGCUGAAUCCAUUUCGAUCUGCUAACAAAAAUGAGAAGCAGACAGGCUCUGAUGACGAGGAUCCACCUGCAAGCAGCGAUAAGCCAUCGGGCAACAGACAGAAUGCCAUGAUUGGAGCCAUGUCCAAACUGAAUCUUUUCCGCUCUGCAAAUAAAAAAGACACUGAAGACACAGAGACGCUCAAGGAGAACGAAAAACAAGAGGAAGAGAACCCGAAACCGGUCAAAAGCAACAUGAUCCAGCGAGAAAGGAAGGAAAGGACUGAAACGCCACUGGUCCCACCCAGACCAACUGAGGAGGAAAUGAAGAGGACGUCCGCGUAUGACAAAGUGAAACCAAGAGGAACUGAGGAUAAUCAGGAUAAAAAGGACGCGCUCUCCAGACAGAAAAAAGAGAAGCCUGCAGAGACUCCUGUAGUUCCUGCCAGGCCGUCCGAAGAGGAGAUGAAUAAAGCAGUGAGAAGUGGUCUGCAAAAGCAGAAGAGCAGCUACCAGAGCCAGUCAGAUGAUGAAGGUCUCAAACAAGAUGAAUCUGCUGAGGCCAAAGACGGAGAUGAGGUGAAUCCUCCAGAGAGCAAAACUGCAAAGGAGAAAAAACACAAGCACCAUAACCCAUUUAUGCCACGAGUUGCAGCCAAGGCUUCAUCUGAUGAUGAAGAGCUGAAAGAAAAAGACGAAUCUUUAUCCAAAGAGGAAAAGAAAGAAGAUGAGGGCAAGGACAAAAGAGAGGAGACCAAAGUCAAGAAACCUAAGCGACACAAUCCUUUCAUGCCACGGGUUAAGGCCAAAGUUAUUCAGAGGCACGAACAGGAUGAAGCUGCAGGCAGCACAGCAGAGAAUGAAGGUGGAAAGAGGUCCUUGUUUGACCAGCUGGAGGACUUCCGCACUGACCCGGCACGGCCUGAAGACGAACAGGAUGUGGAGGAUCUCAUGGAGUGGUGGAACACGGUGGAGCCAUGGGAAGACAGGCCUGCAAAUGAGGACAUGACAGAAAAAGAAGAGGCCAAGGAGUUUGCUGUGACGGCCGAAAAGGUGCAGAAAGGAAUUCGUGUCUUCAAUAAACUGUUUUCAGAGCGCGCUGAGAGUCUCUGGCAGCACGUCAUCGACCUGAACGGCAUUGCCGACGGCCUGGACAAGUUCAACAAGAACACAAAGAUCGCUCAAAUCACUGGCGGCUCCACCAGUGCCAUCGGGGGCGUCGCCACCAUUGCUGGCCUUGCUCUGGCCCCAGUCACCAUGGGAACCUCUUUGAUUGUGACGGCAGUGGGAUUGGGCGUUGCCACAGCAGGUGGUCUGACGUCAGCAGGUGCUGGUAUCUCCAACCAGGUCAACAACUCGAUGGACCGCAAGAAGGUGGAGAAGAUCGUAGAGGACUACCAGGAGAAGAUAUUGGACUUGAACAAGUGCCUGAAAUUUAUCAAGCAGGGUAUUGAAAACCUGCGCAGAUUUGACCUGAUCAAGAUGAAGAAACAUGCAUACAAUCAGGACUUCCCUGUGCUCAGUAGCAGUUUCUAUGAGGACGGUGCCAUGGCGGGAAAAGCAAUCCUCAUCAACGCCAAUGAGAUCAUGCGUGUGGUCCAGAUCGCCAACGUAGCCGGCAGCACAGCAGCCAGAGCGGUCCAGAUUGCCAGUAUGGCCACUGGUGUGCUCACCGGACUCUUUGUAGGUAUGGACAUCUACUUUGUGGCUAAAGACUCCAAAGAACUCAAGAAGGGGGCCAAGUCAGAGUUUGCCGCCAAAAUCAGGGAGGUGGCAACGCAACUGCACGAUGGUCUGGUAGAACUGAACGGGAUACGAGAGGAGCUGCAGUCCACCACGCAAGACAGCAACACAGGCAAAGAUACGGCUGCUUUGGACAAUGACAAGAAAGCGAAAGAUGAUAAAUAUGACAGUUCAGAUGAAGAUGAAAUCGACCGCAUCAAAAAAGCCAUAAAAAAGGACAUAGAGAACCGUGAAUACGUUUGACCAAAACUUCAAACUCGUUCCUCAUGCAAAAUAUUUUUUAAAGUACAGGCUCAAAACCACAAUCAGGCAUAUUCUGAAUGUCCAAAGACAAGACUUCAUAUUGGAUGAAAUACACAGGUUUCUAAAACUUCUGGAUUUUUCUUUCAGGGAACUGACUACUUGAAAUCUGACCAGGAUGUACACUACUGAGAGAAAGUGGGGUUUUACAGUAGAUCAAGCAUCAUAACUGCUUCUUGGGCAGUUGUGGCAAGGUGUGAAACUGACGUGUUGUCUUUUCAGAAAGUGGGAUUUAGAGAUUUAAAUAAAUCAUGUAUUUGGAUAGUGCAGUUUUAGAUUAAGAAACUGGUGCAGAGUAUUUUCUAGAUUUCAUCAUUUAGACAUUUAGAAAAUGUUACUCAUAGGGAGGAGUGCCUUCAUUAUUUAUAAUGCCUUAGAAAAACAGUAUAAUGCAGUGUAGCAUUAGUCUGUUUGCGUAUGUCGUGUUUUUUGGGGGGAUCAGGGCUGCAAUGAAAUCAUUUCCCUGCAUCUUCUGCUUCAGGUUUUGGAUCUGAUGUAUGACACUUUAAAGUUUAACAAGUCUUGUUUGUGCUUGAUGAUAAUCAUCUCAUUUGAAGAAUGACAGUAAUAAGUUUUGUUUUAAAACUGCUGCACAAGAAGGUAGAUUUUUUUUUCUUUUACUAAAGAGCAAAUAAAACUAUGGUGGGAGAGAACACAGUUGGGUUGCAUCAGCUGUUCAUGAAUCAGUCACUAAAUUUGGUUUUAGUGCUGAGUCACUUCUAAGGUCUUACUAACUACCAGCUGGUGCAAAACUAGUGACUUGCUAAAUUGGGCUGCACCAUUGAAUACUACGUCUAAGACAGUGCAGUAAUGUGUAAAACGAUUAUUAGGAAACAUCUGUAGUGCCAAAAACAAUCAACUGAAUAAACAGGAAAUCACAAGCUAUAACUUUCAAAAAUAAAAAUUUUAAGUGAUAUAUUAACUUAACUGCCAGUCCUUUGUAAAUGUAGGCAUUCGUCUGCUUUAUUUAUGUUUUAGAGAUAGUGUUCAUACAGUUAAGAGUGAAGGGGAAAUAUCUGAUAAUGUUAACCUAUGUGGUCAUUUGGUCUAAUGUUAGUAACAUUAUUUUCUAAUUUGUGGUAUAAUUGUUUUCUCAGUUUGCAUGAUCAUUAAUCAGAUUUUUUAUAAAGUGUCAACCAUAUUAAACUAGCAAGCUAACAUUACCUUUGUCAGUUUUUAGCAUUAGCUAGGCAACGCUUACACCUGGUAGUCGCUUUGUGUAGCAGCUAAACUCUACAUGAGAAUUUGUUUUUGUGGAGCAACCUGUUGUAAUUUAGUCACACUUUACAAAUGCUUGGUUAAGUUUUUCUAAGCUGACAGCGAGUGCGACCAGCUCCAGGCUUAGCUGUUGGUUUUUGAUCAUAUUUUCUGUUAGAAGCUUUAAUGGUGGAUCCUUGUUACAUGACUGGAAUGACACAGGACUAUAAAAACCAGCCUGGACUGACUUAACCUGUCUUUGAAUCAACCAUGUCCGUUUAUUGGAGCAUUCAUUUUUUUGAAGGCCACUAUCUCAAAGUCAAAGUUUGAUAUGCUGUUUGUACUGUAAGCUCUGAGGACCACUCUUUGUUUAAUGAACUUCAUAUGUACUUUUCAGUCUUACUCUGGGUUCAGCUGCUUAUUCCUUUUAAUGUGCAAUAUACUGGAGAACUUCAUGUGUAAUAAAUGUAAAUGUAAAAAUUGUUAAUAAAAAGUCAGAGAACCA
Messenger RNA from Toxotes jaculatrix (banded archerfish), 5156 nucleotides. Its product is annotated as histone-lysine N-methyltransferase, H3 lysine-79 specific-like. The transcript is spliced from 35 exons. Gene Ontology annotation, biological process: lipoprotein metabolic process; lipid transport. Bases 296 to 3397 code for a protein of 1033 amino acids. The record is from RefSeq and is a predicted model, not a curated record. Gene Ontology annotation, cellular component: membrane; extracellular region. Lineage: Eukaryota; Metazoa; Chordata; Actinopteri; Toxotidae. Gene Ontology annotation, molecular function: lipid binding.